AUGACAACGAAAGAGGCAUUCAAUGCCUCAACAACCGAGGAUGUAGCCCUCGAACACUUGGGCUACCAACAAGAAUUCAAGCGCUCAUACAGCCUAUUCGACAUGGUAGGAUUCAGCUUCAGCAUCGUAACCUGCUGGACAGCCCUAAGCGGAGUAUUCAUCAUCGGCGUCGAAGCAGGCGGCCCACCAGUCAUGAUCUUCGGCUGGAUCGGAGUCUGCGUGUUCACCGUGUUCAUCGCGCUGGCCAUGGCUGAGAUGUGUUCACGCUGGCCUGUGGCGGGUGGUCAAUACUCAUGGGUUGCUAUGCUGGCGCCGCCACGAGUAUCGAGGCAGUUGUCUUAUAUCACCGGGUGGUUUAUGUUGACUGGCAUCCUGGCCAUGGGUGCAGUCAACAAUUCAUUUGGAUCUAAUUACAUCCUAGGUCAAGCGAACCUAGUCUUCCCAGAUUUCGUCAUCGAACGAUGGCAUACAGUCCUAGUCGCCUGGGCUGUGGGACUAUUCGCGCUGGCAGUCAAUAUAUUCGCGCCUCAUGCGUUACAUCGUCUAUCACGCAUAAUCCUACUAUGGAACAUUGCCUCAUUCAUAAUCGUCAUUAUCACUUUGCUUGUAACGAAUAAACAAAAGCAAGACGCAAGCUUCGUCUUCCACGACUUCCGAAACAUGACAGGUUUCGGCGCUGCAAUGGCAACGAUCGUUGGUAUCCUGCAGAGCUUUUUCGGGAUGUGCUGCUACGAUGCACCGAGUCAUAUGACAGAAGAGAUGACGCAUGCCAGUCGAGAUGCGCCCAGGGCAAUUAUUCUUUCUGUUAUUAUGGGUGCUGUGACGGGCUUUGUGUUUCUUCUCACGCUUUGCUUUUGUAUGGGUGAUAUUGGGGCCACGGCGGAUUCGAGUACGGGUGUUCCUGUUAUUCAGAUCUUCUAUGACUCCACGCAUAGUAAGGUUGGGACUUGUAUACUGGCGAGUAUGAUUACUGUUAUUAUCAUCGUGGCUUCUGUUAGUCUUGUUGCUGAGGGAUCACGGUCUGUUUAUGCCUUUGCUCGAGAUCAUGGUCUUCCAUUCUCGGGUUUGUGGUCUAAGGUCGACCCGAGGAAGAAGAUUCCUCUAUAUUCUAUUAUUCUUACUUUGGUGGUGCAGCUCGCUUUGAAUGCGAUUUACUUUGGGACGGUGACUGGCUUUGAGACGAUUGUCUCACUUGCUACUACAGGAUUCUAUGUCUCAUACGGCCUUGCCCUGUUUGCGCGGCUAUUGGGCUAUUUCUUUGGUCACCAAACUUCCUCUUUCGAGGGAUCAUAUUCAUUGCCUCUUCCGUUGUCAAUCAGCUUCAAUGUUAUCGGCUUGGUCUUUUUGCUGUUUGCUUCUAUUACAUUCAACUUCCCUUCUGGGGCUCCGGUCACCUCCGAUUCAAUGAACUAUACCAGUGCUGCUAUCGGACUGGUGACAAUACUGAGCUUCAUAACCUGGUUCACUACCGCAAGGAAACGCUUCACUGGGCCAUCGGACGUCAGGAACCUAAUUUUGAACAGUGUGGAAAGCCCGUCGCUAUUGGAGUCUAAGCAUACUGGCUCCAAGGAGAGUACGGAAAGUAAAUAG
Messenger RNA from Penicillium arizonense, 1590 nucleotides. RefSeq lists its product as uncharacterized. Lineage: Eukaryota; Fungi; Ascomycota; Eurotiomycetes; Eurotiales; Aspergillaceae. The coding region runs from base 1 to 1590 and encodes 529 amino acids. Gene Ontology annotation, biological process: transmembrane transport; amino acid transport. The record is from RefSeq and is a predicted model, not a curated record. Gene Ontology annotation, cellular component: membrane. The transcript has 3 exons. Gene Ontology annotation, molecular function: transmembrane transporter activity.